AUUACCACAUAUAUAAAUACGUGGGUUCGGUUCUAGCAGCAUAUCAUUGUACAUCUAAGAUUCUAGAAAGACACACUUUAUUCGCUCAGCGAAAUGAAAUCGUUCGUUUGCGUUACUGCCCUGGCGUCCAUGCUGGCCGUGGCUAGCUGUGCCCCAUACGUGAUUCUGCUGGAGGAAGCUCCUGCAGUUCGUGUGGUGCGUUCGGCUGGAUAUGGCAAAGGAGCGGGUGGCGGUGCCUCGGGAAGCGCUGCCAACGCAGGUGCUCAGUCUUUCAACCAAGGUGGAAUUGGAGGAUUCCCAGGAGGAUUUGGAGGUGGUCUGUCUGGAUCGGCUGCUAACGCUGCUUCCCAGUCGUUCACUCAGGGAGGAGGACUUGGUGGUGGGCUGAGCGGUAGCGCAGCCAAUGCCGGAUCUCAGUCAUUCACUCAAGGAGGUGGUGGACAUGGCGGUCUGGGUGGUAGCGCUGCCAACGCUGGAGCUCAGUCAUUCAAUCAAGGAGCCGGUGGAUUUGGACAUGGCGGUCUGGGCGGUCAGAGCGGAAGUGCUGCCAGCGCUGGAUCUCAGUCGUUCACCCAGGGUGGCGGUCAUGGUGGUGGUCUGAGCGGUAGUGCCGCCAAUGCUGCUGCUCAAUCAUUCAACCAGGGUGCUGGAUUCCCAGGAUUCGGAGGUGGACUUUCGGGAUCGUCUGCCAACGCUGCCUCGCAAUCGUUCAGUCAGGGAGCUGGAGGCUUCGGUGGUAUUGGUGGAGGUCAUGGUGGUCAUGGCAAGCACCCAAUCGGAGUCCACUAAACGGUUAACGCCAGAACGACUGUCAGGGAAACUGGUUUAUGACUUCACGUUUGUUCAGGGUUAAUGAUCAUUUGGAUGCAGAACACAAAGACGACACGGGAAUAACAGGAAACAAUAAGUAUUUUUGUCAACCGUUGCAGACACGGGAAUUACGAUUAGAUUGCAGAGGGAAACCAGUUAAAGUUAUAUGAAAAAAGGUCUGUUUUUUGCUCAAAGUUUAAACGGUCGACAUGUGAUGAUUAAUUUUAUAAUAAACUGGAUGUAAUGUUGCGUACACAGAACAA
This is a messenger RNA of Toxorhynchites rutilus septentrionalis, 1073 nucleotides long. RefSeq lists its product as uncharacterized. NCBI's taxonomy places the organism in Eukaryota, Metazoa, Arthropoda, Insecta, Diptera, Culicidae. Bases 94 to 789 code for a protein of 231 amino acids. The transcript is spliced from 2 exons. The record is from RefSeq and is a predicted model, not a curated record.